This is a messenger RNA of Grus americana (Whooping crane), 8335 nucleotides long. It is a transcript of the gene MACIR, whose product is annotated as macrophage immunometabolism regulator. The transcript has 2 exons. Lineage: Eukaryota; Metazoa; Chordata; Aves; Gruiformes; Gruidae. The coding region runs from base 6005 to 6628 and encodes 207 amino acids. The record is from RefSeq and is a predicted model, not a curated record. Gene Ontology annotation, biological process: negative regulation of fibroblast migration; negative regulation of cytokine production involved in inflammatory response.
GAGUUGUCAUGUAGGGCCUGAAGCCUGCAGUGAGGUUGCUCAAGUGCGCUUUCUGUGCCAGCUGCUAGUAACAGUGUAAACGGUGGAAAAGGCAGAGUUCAUCUGUUAGUACCUGUAUCUGUUUAUAACCGUUUAUAGCUCUCUUCAGUUGCAAUUGAUAACCACCAACAAUCACCAUACCAUUCUGAAUACAUACCAUUCUUAGGCAAGUGCUAAACCUGAAUAGGACCUUACUAUUCAGUCUGAUAGUAACAAAGUGGGCUAAUGCCUAGCUUCCUGUGGGUAACUUUAUAUUUCUGUGUAAUAAAUCUUAAUUAGUGAAGGGCAAAAGGAGGCCCAAAGCUCUGUUUAAAUGGCGAUUAUACUGUCCAUGAUACUAACCGCAUUUGUCCACUCUAAUGUGCAUUAAAGCGUUACUUUACAGAAUACGAAGUUUGCUAAUCUGCUUUGGUUUAUUGGCAGGUGUGUUUGGCCAGUUCUGUCUCUGCCUGUUACAAUAUUGGGGGAGUGUCUCUGAACAGUUCAGGUGCUGUUUUGAGUUGCCUACAGAUAUGUAGGAGAAUAGUCUUAGGUCUUAAUUUCUGUAUAUAGAAAAGUUAUUUAUAUGCUAUCUUACAUACAGAUUUUAGCUAGUGUGUGUAUGUACCUAUUAUAAAGAAAAUAGCAAUUGAUGUGCAUUAGUAGAUGUUUUCUGUGAACAUGUCUUUGCUUCUUAAUGUGCUCUCUAGAGUGGUGCAGUACAUAACUGUACCUAUACAUACAUGCUUGCAUAGCUGCCUGUGGAAAUGAAUCAAUGGCAGGAACCUGCAGUUACGCAGAUCUCAAUGGGAGUGAUGGAGAGGGUCUGUGAUGGGGAGUAGGACAUGCUGCUUGUACAAGUAGUUGACUGACUUCUGACACAACUCCUGAAUACACUGAGAGUCAUUGGAGCGUUUCCAGGAGGGGUGUAGUGAGGACUGGGGAACUGACGCUUUGUUUUGCCAUGAGGAGUAGAAGUGUGCAGCACUGAUUCUGCUUCCUACUUCUUUCUAGUUGUCUCCCUUACUGAAAGCUUCUCCUCCCACCACCCUCCUGUUGUUGGUGUAUUUUGAACCAUAUUCUGUCUUGUGUGGUGUGCUUACUUUAUCUUAUUUAUUUUUUUUCUUUUCCCUUGAGGAAGAGCACUCAUUAGACUAGAGAAGAUGGAGGAGGGCAGUUCUGACAGUGACUUUGAAACAGAGGGAAGUGAGGCAAUGUCAGUGUGAUCACUGAAAUUAAGUUCUUGUGUAACAGUACCGACAUUGUAGCAUGGCUUUCUUUAUAAUCUCUUCUUUGACCAGCCUCAUGCUGCCAGCUUAGGCACCAGUCUUGCAUAUUCAUAAGCAAAUGCAGUAUGUUAUGGUAAAGUCAGAUGAACUGAGUAUUCUGGGUCAAAGUUUUCUGUUCACACUAGUUGUAAGUUUAAUACAAAUCUACUGUACCUUCAUGUGCUGUUGGGCUUUUAUUAAUUUUUAUUCCAUACUUGCGUUACACCUAAACACUUGGUUUUUAGGUAGCAUUUAAGUAUGGGAAGAAGCAUUUGAGAAGGAGGCAGAGAACAAAACUUUAAAGCCAUUAUAUACCUAACUCUAGUAAGCUUGAGGAAGUGACCCUUAGCUAUGUGAAUAGUAUAAGUGAAUGAGACACCUUUCCAACAAACACCUAAAUAUCUGCUGCAGAUUGCAUCAAGUUAAGACAAAGAACUGGUUAUUUAAAGUGCUUCAGUUAAAAACCAAAACAGUAAAUUGCACUGAUUAGACAUAUUUUCCUGAUAUCUUUGAGUAGGUCUUAUUUUUAUCUAGUAUAUUUCUACUAGUUCCUAGUCAAAUUAUAUAUUGUUCCUAGUCAAAUAUAAUAUUGUUUUUGUUUAGGUUGAUAGUUUCAAAAUAAUUUCUGCAGAGCUGUAUUUUUGGACAUAGGAUACUACCAAACAUGCGUUUCUUGUCUGACACAAAAGCAAGAGAGACCCUUAUUCCCAUUAGUAUUAUGGUUUUUAAAGACAAAAAUCAGUAUUUACUCAGUGAAAUCUGUAAUACUGUAAAAACUCUGCUUUUUUUUUUUUCCUAUCUAUCUAGCUUUACUAUUUUAAAAAGAUAAUUUAAUUUUUGUUGACAAAUCAGGUUUGUGGUCUAGUUUUUUUGUGGGCUUUUUCCAAGUGGGCUAACCUGAAACUGGAGAGGAGAGAACUUUGAAAAUGAAACUUGGAUUUUAGUUGAUGAGAAGAUGAAAAUCAAAAAUACAGAGAAAUAAAAUGCAAUUAGAAAGACAACUUUUUUAACUUACCAACUAAAGAAUAAAAAUUAUUUGGUUUACAAUAUGCAUCACCUCUUUCACAUGUGUCUCAUUGUUUCAUCUUUUGAUGAGUAAUGAUAGUAAACAGCUAUCUUUAUGCUGGCCAGGAGCAUCAGCAUGCUGAUGGAGUGGGGUGGAAUGCAUUCAUCUAUGAUUCCAUCCAGCAAGGAGGUCGCAUUGUUUAUUUAAAGGACUUUAAAUAUUUCAGAAAAUUCACCCUCUGUUAAUACUGCCAUCUAAUACUGCUUGGUGAAGAGACAUUAGAAGUUAAAUGGCCUUUCCCACUAUCUUCUUUUACUUUCUCUGCUUGCUAUGUCUGCUCAUACAAAAUUCAUUAACCUAGACCAACUCUUGAAAUUCCAUCUGUCUCUUUUCUGUGUAAAUUGUACGCUCUGUCAUGCUGAUCUGGUCUGCUGGCUGUCCCAUCUGCAGCAGGAGCUAGUUGCUCGAGUUGCCACUUGUACUUCCUUGGUAAUUCUUUUGUGAUCCUCUUUAUUUUUAAAAGGUAGUUUCCUGGAUCAUAAUUGUUUUCUGUUUAAAGCUGCAUUAAUAACAAAAAUUAACAAACUGGUUAAAUAGUUCUUGCUUCUUGCAGUAGAAACAUAUUAUUAGAAAUUGAUUUAAUCUUCUUUUGCAAAAUGUAAUAAUUUUUUAUUCUGUAUAAACCAUGUAGUAUUUAUUGUCCAGGAUUGCUGAAGGGCUUAAUACUUCACCUGUUGUCAAGAACCUACACACAUACACAUGCGCUCUAUUCUGUAAUGAUCGUUUUUACUGGUUGUUUUGUGGACUAUUGUUUUGCAUCACAUCCUAAAUUAUUGCACUGGUUUUAUUCAUUCAAUAAUACCCAUUCAUCUGUUUUCUUAAGGCCUGCAGGAUGAUAUCAUAUGCUGUAUGUAUAACUUCAUUUUCUUGCAUUUAAUUUUGAGAAAAAAACUGUGCAAAACUUUGUUCUUACUCCAUCUGAAUGCUAUCUCAUGUGGUGCAACAAUUUAAUAUUAACUACGUUUGCUUUUUCUUUAGCUUAGAGUAGUUUGGAAUUUCUUCUAAGGAACAGCAAGAGUUAGUGAAGAAUGUGUGUAGUUUAUUGAUACCUUUCAUAAGCUUGUUCUCUGUAAUUUAUUUUUUUUACCUCCCCUUUCCUGUGUACAAACAUGGUACUGGUCUGUAAAACAUAAUACAACUAUUAUAGGGGACCUUCAAGAGCACAGUGAAGCAACAUUACUCUAAGUCCCUUCAGCUGACAAUAACAAGCAUGGCUAAAAACAACUAUCUGGCUCCGUCAGUACGUGCAGCGGUAUCACCAGCUUGCACCAGAAGAACCUACAAACUGCAUACCUCUCAAAGUCUGUGGCCUGGCUGCCGCAGCUCUAGAAAAAGAAAUGUGGCACCUCUUGUGGAUACUCUUACAUAGCUGAAUUUUAGCUUGAUUUUUUUCCUUUUGACUAAAUAUUUCACUUGUUUUAGUUGCAGACUGGAAAUAAUUAUUUUCAGAAAACUUUGGUCUACAAGUACAUAAUUUCAUCAGCAUAUUUCAGUGAUAGAGAAACAAGAUGGGAUUUCCAAAAGCACAUGCAAUAUGUCUGUGAAUUUUUCUUCUCGCACUGCAAGGGGAAGGAUGUAGACCUUAUUCUUCUCCUUCAGAGACAACUGAAAAAAUUAAAAAUGUGUGCUGGCAUCGCAUGUGCUGGGUGACUUUACUUACUGCUGAUGUUUGACAGACAAACUUUGUGUCUUUUAAGUACAUUGUAUGUAUUAAGUAAUGGCAGCGCAGAGAAGAAGUGUCAAAACUGGCUUGAUAUCUAGCCAAUAUAUUUCACUCUUUACAGAGUUGAUAUUACUGAGUCUAUUGCCAUCUUUCCGUUCUGCUCUCUGCUUAUUGCAUUUACAAGCAUUUUAUCAGUGAGACAGAUCUUUGUGGUUUUUAACAAAUGGUACCACCUGCAGGCUUGGCAUGUAGGGAAAAAAAAUAUGUUCUUAAAAAAAAAAACCAAAACAAAAACAAACCCAACCCCAAAAAAAACCCAGUAGUUGGAUGGACAGAAACUUAAUGCUUAGCCUAAAAAAAGGCAUCUUCUCAAAUCAGUUCAUAUUCCAGUUGAGAAGAUAAGUAACAGUGGAAAUACCAAUUUACAGACAACCAGUUCUUUUGCUGAGAGCAACUUAUUGGGGUGGUUUCAAAAUAAUGCAGAGUUUUUACAAAGCAUAGGAGCGUCAAGGGAAACCCCUCUUCAUCUUUCUUUGUCAUCUUUAAAUAUUGAGUAAUUAAAGUUUAUAUAUUUUGAGUCACUGUCUUUCUGAGGAGAGAAAUGCAAGUAAUAAAUUUAACAGAAAAGAUAAUAAAUGAUCAAGAAAAAACAAACAAGCAAAAGAUGUUAUUAGGUGCAGUAAGAGCACAUGGCAAGAGUUCAUUCCAACAACAAAUGAUCUACAGAGCAUAUAUUAUCAUGAUGUGAUGUUAGAUGUUAGUGUGUCAUACAUGUCUUUUUCAUUAGUCCCAUGCUAAUCUCUGAGUAGUAUUGAACCUUCGUGAAAGAUUCAAUAAUUGGAAAGCCUUUAUAUUUACAAAAUGUGGAGGUUUUGGUCUUUCUUACCCUUAAAGAACUGUCCCAAAAAUAUUAAUUUAUUCUUUGAUGUAAUAUAAUGACUUACAGUAUUUCUAGUAUUUAUAUUCAUUACUCCUUUUCUCUGCUUUUUAGUCAAUUUUCUCAAUAUUUAGCUGGAUUGGGUGAGAUUAAUUUAUAUGCAGAGCCUGCUUUUGUAUUAUAAUCAGAAUCUUGUAAAAUCUUCAUGAAGUGAAUUACAUUCUGGAAGCACUUCUGGCGUGUAUCGGUCAAGUGAAUCCUCUUGGUAGCUUUUAUUUUGAGUUAUUUUCUAUACUUUUUAAAUAUGUGAAGCAGCAGCAAAGAAAAGCAUAUGCCAUCUUGUUUGUUCCUCUUCUUGUUUUAAUUUUGUAGUAAAUAAUUAAUUAUAAAUUCUCUUGAAUUGGCAUCACUCUGUUGUCAUUCUCUUUGAGAAACAAGAAGACAGGGCAGCUGUGAUCUGCAGAAAUAAUCUUUUUAAAGUACUGUUUUUCUCAGCAUUAAGAUUGAUGCUGAGAAUUACUGAUGAGCUUAUACCGCUACACAGUGAUGAACCUACUAGUAGUCAUCUAAUGCCUUAUAACCACAGAAAUGGCCUUAAAAUGCAGUCUGAAUGUUUUUUAGUAUGUAUUUGUAGGUAAUGGUAGCUACAUUCACAGACACUGUGAAUCUCUCAAUUUUCUUUUAUAGAAAUCUUCUAAAUAAUGUUUCUCUAAUUUUUUACCAGAUAAGGAGACAAAGCAUGUUGAAGCCAUAUGGUAACUUGGGUAACUCACAUUAAAAGUCUUUGGAAAGAACAGCUGAACAUAUACACGUGCUGAGUGUUUGGACCUCUGCCUGUGGAGCUGGCCAGUCAUUCCUCUCACCAGCUAGCAGUGCUGUUCCUUUGAGCUUCUGAUGUUUAUGGCACUGGCUUCUGAUGCUACUGUUGCUUUCAAGUGUCUGUUGGAUUUCUUGUUUUUAGGGAUGUUCUUUGCACUGAAGCACAGAAAUGGAAGUUCUGCAGUUUCAGGCUGAAGUACUAGGGGGGAGCUUGCUGACUGGAAGACGUUUCUGCUCUGAUUUUCCUUUGUGUUGUUUUUGGCCAAUGAGGGGAGGAUAGCAUUGUGUUUAAAAUGGAAGUUGACAUAAAUGGAGAGUCCAGAACUACCCUAUCCACCCUGCCUGUGCCUCUUGCAGAGGUGAGUCCUGUGGGCAGGAUGGAAGCAGAGAAGCCUCGCUGUUCCAGUACCCCCUGCUCACCCAUGCGACGGACGGUUGCAGGAUAUCAGAUCCUUCACAUGGAUUCUAACUACCUUGUUGGCUUCACAACUGGAGAGGAGCUGCUAAAAUUAGCCCAGAAGUGUACAGGAAGUGAAGAGAAUAAAGUGGAAUCUGGGCCGAACUUACGCUCCAAACAGCUUGAUUCAGGACUUGCACAUUCCUCCCGUUUGUACAAAACUAGAAGUAGGUACUAUCAGCCAUAUGAGAUCCCAGCAGUGAAUGGAAGGAGGAGGAGACGGAUGCCCAGCUCAGGGGAUAAAUGCACUAAGUCAUUACCAUAUGAACCUUACAAGGCACUUCAUGGUCCCUUGCCCCUUUGCCUUUUAAAAGGUAAAAGGGCUCAUUCGAAAUCCCUGGACUACCUCAAUUUAGACAAAAUGAGCGUUAAGGAACCUGCUGACACAGAAGUGCUACAAUACCAGCUCCAACACCUUACCCUUAGAGGGGACCGUAUGUUUGCAAGAAAUAACACAUGAGCUACCAUCUCAAAUUCAGAACCAAUUUCUGAUUAUUUCUCCGUUGCUGCAAAAAUCCACUGUUGUACUAUGUACAUGACUGUCCACAUUGUAGGUGGUUUUAUCAGCUAAAUGUUAUGAGAAAGUAAUUUAUCUGACCAGAAUCUUGGCAACGCAGUGCAUUACAAAUACUCAGAGGUAGAAAUCUUUCCUGAGCAAGCAGCUUCUGAUGUAAAUUUGACUGCAACUGGUGGAUAUUUUUUGGACAUCUUUAACAAAAAAACCCCCUCUUCAUUGUGGGAUUGGGAUUUUUUUUUGGUACAGUUAGAUCUAGUAAUUACAGUAAUUUAACACUGGAAAAACUGGUGAUGUCUGCUUGGUUGUUGCUUAUUUUGGCUUGAUGUUAGAAACUGCUCUUGGAUAAGUACUUGAGUUUAGGAGGUUUUUUGGUUUUACUUUUUUCCCUAUAUUCUACAGUAAAAUGAAAGUAUUGGUUUUUUUAUACAUCAUGGAGAGGAAAGCAAGCUUGGCUAAAUUCGAACACAUGCUAUUUCAGCAAUCCAGUUCAAACAUUUUCAAACUGCAUUUGCUCUGGUGAUGAGGGUGAGAUUCACUCAUGAAACAAACCUUUGCUAUUUGAAUCCUAUGAAAUUAUUUUUUAGUUUCUGCAUGGAAGUAAUUGCUUUGCCUCUGUUCUAUAAAAUUUGUUCAGGGUAAGUAUUUGGGUUAUUAAAAACAUCUUUUUGGGAGUGAAGAAUUUUUUUGUUAGAGGAAUUUAUUUUUUUACAUUGGCUUGAUACACAAACAAGAAUUCAUUUCAGAUUCCAAUAAAUACACUGGAAUGUCUGCAUUUGUAUGUCAAUGUUUUUAAUUUUAAUUCAUGAUUUCUGUAUCACGUAUAGUAACGGAAGGUGUCAAGUAACUUCAGCAUUGCUUUGGAAAUUCAGUUGACUUGAAGCGCUGAAUGCUUGAGAUCUGUAAAGCCAAUUUUUUUUUUUGAUGGAGUGCAGGUGAAAUAUUUCUGUAUCAGCAUUGAAGAGAUGAUUGUGGAUUAUUCAACAGCGUAGAUUGAAUACACUGACUUUGUUACUUAAGAAUUUUUUAUCCAAACAUGACAUCAAAUGCAGUUUUGACAGUUGUAUUCCUAAACAUAUUUAAAACAUUUUAGCAACUUCCAUUUAAAAAUGAAAAAUAGUUUUUAGACUUUUUUUUAGGUGCAGUCUUUUACUGAAGCAGUGUGCAACUUGGUUUUGGUUGAUGACUCCUUCAGAAGUUAAAAAUAAGAUCAGAUUGUUUUGAAACAUAAAUUAUUUCUGGUAGAAUUAAUAUUUUUUUUGUUUAUCAUUCAGAAUUAAUAGAAAGCACUAGUUAGUACGUGUGCUGUGGAAAAUGAAGAGUUCUUCUCAUUCUGUCACUUAGUCCACAGUUGUGAAUGAAGGCAGCCCAGUAGUUUGCAUUUUGCUGGUUUGCUUUUUUUUUUAGAUUUAUUAGAAUCUUUGCAACAACUUAUUUGUCUUUUAGAAAGUUAACUACACCUGUGUAAAUUCAAUGUAUUGAACAAUGAUCUUGAAAGUAAAAUCUUUCUAUAUAGUCUUUAGUUUGAAAAACAGAAUAUGGUCAGAUGCCAAAGAGAUGGGGGGGUUAUUUAAGGAAUAAACACCACUGUUCUUUGAAAUACCCUAUGAAACUGUAUUUCUGGCUGAAAAAUAAAAAGGGGUGGUAUAAACA